CUAAAACCCUAGCGCCCAUUUCGAAGGCUCUGAUUGUUGGUUUGGCAGAGCGGAAAAUAGAGAUGAAGGUCUUUGAAAUCAAUGGCAACACUCUCUCUCUUUCCCUCUUCACCGACGUCACCAACUCCAAGGAACUCCUAGACUCAAUGCAAUCUGGGAAACUUGAUCCUGAAGUUGCAUUUCUUAAUGCAUCACUUAUUCCAGAUGUUUUCCCUGUUCUAGCUGCGGCACAUAAGACACUUAUUGUCAAGUCGCGGGAGUCAUUGACUACACGCACACAACAUUCUGAACUUGUUUACAAUUACUCAGGAUCUAAGCAUAUUACAGAGUCGUUGAAAAGAUGUGGUAUCUCUGACAAUUCAAGUUACAUCCUUGCUGCCCGAUUUAAUGCUUCUCCUGAUGAGAUGAAAGCUGUGGAGAAGCUUAUCAAGGGAAAAGAGAUUGAUUUAGAGGAUUUGGAAGGAAGAGCAGACCAAGCUCAGAUACAAAAGCACUACAAAAUAACUGGCCCAGAGCUAGGGGUAUCCACCCUUGCAGAUGCCAUAACAUGCCGGAUUGCUGCUCGGGAUGCUUUAUGAGAAUGGUGAAGUUGCUGUCUUAUCUUCAUCCUUUCAUUGUUUUUCGGGCUUCCUAUGCUUCUCUUGUCUUUCAGUAAUGAAGAUUAGUGUUCUGUAAUUACAAUGUAGAUUCGCGAGGCAUUGCUUCGUAGGGGAUGGAGCGAAAGGAAUGCCAAUGCCGAAGUAUUUGUGGUUAAACAGUUCUGGUUAAAAUGCUUGGAAAUUUAGAUUAUGUAAUUCUAUGUAACGCUAGAGUUCAAACAUAAACUGUUAUUUUUUGUGCUAUGAAUCAUGUUAUGUUACAGCUUCUUUCUAUAUAAAAAGUUGUAAGCCGUUGCCCUCAA
Molecule: messenger RNA, 901 nt
Organism: Theobroma umbraticum
Lineage: Eukaryota; Viridiplantae; Streptophyta; Magnoliopsida; Malvales; Malvaceae
Product: EKC/KEOPS complex subunit tprkb-like protein
Biological process (GO): tRNA threonylcarbamoyladenosine modification
Cellular component (GO): cytosol; EKC/KEOPS complex; nucleus
Source: RefSeq, a predicted model, not a curated record